AUGAGCGGCUUCACCAUUGAGGCCUUCACUCUGCUGGGCGUCGGCUUGAGCAUCCUCGCCCUUCGAGUAUACGCACGGAUUAACGCUGUGGGGAUUCGCGGCCUCGAAUGGGACGACCACUUUAUGGUUCUCGCAGCGAUCCUAUAUACGGCGGAAACGACGCUAGCAUACUCGGUUGGGGCCUACUGGUAUGGCUUGGCCAACAAUGCCAUGACGGACGCGCAGAGGGAAGCGUUGGAUCCGAGCAGCCACGAAUACAUGUUGCGAGUCAACGGGUCCAAGACGCAGGUUGCGGGAUGGGCUGUCUACAUCACCCUGCUCUGGACGCUCAAGGCAGCCAUGUGCACAUUCUACCUGCGACUGACGGAAGGUUUGGAGUACCGAUCACGAAUCUAUGCUGGGUUCGUCCUGAUAUUUUUGACUUGGAUUAUUGUUCUCCUUUCCGUAUUGUUGGGCUGCCGACCGCUCCACAACUACUGGCAGAUCAACCCGGACCCAGGGAACAGCUGCCAACCAGCAAUCUCCAAGAUCAAUCUGUUUGUCACGGUCGUUCUUAAUGGAGCGACCGACGCCUAUCUGUUGUCAAUCCCGAUGCCUAUGCUUUGGUCGGUGCGGCUUCCAGUGCCUAAGAAGCUUGGCUUGGUAGCGCUCUUCUCCGGCGGCAUCUUCGUCAUUACUGCGGGGACAUUACGAUGCGUCUUGAUUUUGACAAAUCCGGUGAAAGGUGCCGAACAGGCGGGCUAUUGGGCAGUGCGGGAGACGUUUGUGGCAGUAGUGACGACGAAUCUGCCCGUCGUAUUCCCAUUCAUUCGAAGGAAGUUGAUUCCCAUCCUCGGAUCCCUUUCCUCGACAGCACGAUCGGGCGAUGCGACGACGAAGCGAGGAGUGAAUCCGAUGCCAGGAUCGAUACGGCUGGGCGAUAUACCAACGGGAAACGCAAGCGCGGGUAGCCAUGGGGGGUUCGGGAAAAGGGGAGCAUCAAUCUCGCAGUAUCCAAUAGGCUCAGAUAACGACAGCGACGAGUCUCUUCAUAUAGGGUGCAUCGAUUCUAUCACGAGUGCAUGCGAUAAACUACCAAUGGCAUCCAUUCCUGCGCAUUUAGAAUACGACGUAGUAGGGGGGUAG
This is a messenger RNA of Ilyonectria robusta, 1125 nucleotides long. RefSeq lists its product as uncharacterized. NCBI's taxonomy places the organism in Eukaryota, Fungi, Ascomycota, Sordariomycetes, Hypocreales, Nectriaceae. The record is from RefSeq and is a predicted model, not a curated record. Bases 1 to 1125 code for a protein of 374 amino acids. The transcript has 5 exons.